CACACUUCUACGACUUAAGUUGUGAUCAAUCUUAAUUUUUAGAAGCCUCCUUUUGAUAUCUCCAUCUCCCUCUGGUCCGUUCCUUCACUCUGCUCUCAAUUCUAUCAUCUCAUCAGGUUCAGAUCAAAGCUUAGACAAAACCAUGGCUGAAAAGAAAGUCACAACAAUGGUGAUCAAGGUUGACCUUGAAUGUGAGAAAUGCCACAAGAAAAUCAAGAAAGUACUGUGUAGAAUCCCUCAAAUUCAGAACCAGAUAUAUGACAAGAAGGCAGGCACAGUGACCAUCACUGUGGUAUGUUGCAGUCCUGAAAAGAUCAAGGAAAAGAUAAUAUGUAAGGGAGGUGAAGCUGUCAAGAGCAUUGAGAUCAAGGUUCCAGAGAAACCCAAAGCACCAGAUCCGAAGAAGGACGGAGAAAAGAAGAAGGACGAAAAACCGCCCAAAGCACCGGAGAAAAGCAAACAACCGGACAAGACAGCAGAACCAGUUGAUGGCAAUGGCAAGCCCAAAGGACCAGACAAGCCGAAAGCGCUUAUUGUUGAACCAGUCCACCCAAUGACAUGUUGUGCUGAAUGCUACCAAGGGAUUAGUGGAGGCCCAUGUUAUCAUGACUAUGGUAGGCCGGCACCCCCAAGUUAUGUAAUUUAUGGAAGGCCAGUGCAUGAUAGUUGGGGUGGCAGCGGCGGCUGUGGUUGCCAAAGAAGCAGUUCCUAUGCGUGCAGAUGUGAAUAUGUUUGUGAAGAUAAUCCCUCGUCAUGCACAAUCAUGUGAAAGCAUCAAGAAUGUCGAUGCUUUAAGCCGAUCUCCACCAAAAAUCACUGGAUUUGGACAGUAGUAUGGUGUCGAUAUGAUCAAAUAAAACAAUAGCAUUACUCAUGCUCAUGUCAUAACCUUGUCUAGCUAGCUAAUUGUCUAUGUAGAAAUGUUGGGGUCAGUUUUGGCUGCAUAUUGGGUCUUCUUCCUUCGUUAUAAAGAUUUUAUGUGAUACAAUAAGGUUGGUGAUCA
Populus nigra (black poplar) is the source of this 1003-nucleotide messenger RNA. RefSeq names its product heavy metal-associated isoprenylated plant protein 6-like. The record is from RefSeq and is a predicted model, not a curated record. NCBI's taxonomy places the organism in Eukaryota, Viridiplantae, Streptophyta, Magnoliopsida, Malpighiales, Salicaceae. The transcript is spliced from 3 exons. Gene Ontology annotation, molecular function: metal ion binding. Bases 143 to 769 code for a protein of 208 amino acids.